ACCGUUUCUUUCUUUAUUAUCAUUGUUUAAACAUUACUUUUGUCGUGAAAUUUAAUGAUUACACAUAUACUUCGACAAAGUAAAGCAAUAACCAGCACACUUCACCCAAGAAUUGCAUCUCGAACAAGAGUGCCUUUUCGUCAAUUACGGGAUUUAUCUGGCUUCCAUAAACCUCCCCCACUUUUGCAUCAUGGCGGUCGUGUCCGUACCUACCACGCCGCACCUCUUGUUUUGCAAACGCAAGUCAGAUCUAUCGGUAUAUGGACCAUUCCAAGAAUUGUCUUGAGAUCUGUUCGUGUCCCUGCCAUUAUUGCCACCACCGCAGUUACAGGCACAACCCUUGCCACAAACAAAUUACAAGAUAUUGUCGACAAAAGUAAUGGUUUCAUGAAAGACGGGAAGGAAAGCGUAGAAUCUUUUUUCACAAGAGCACAGGCAGCAGUAGAAGGCAUAGAUAUUUCGAUACCUGAAAUGCGUCACAGGUUCCCCGAGUCCGUUCGGAAUUUGUUAACGAAAAAAGUCGUAGAGGAACCAAAGGCAGUGAAUCACAAAAUUGCAGAAGCACCCAAAGAGCAAAGUAAUGGUGGUAGCGGAAGCGGUAAAGGUGACGGCGAAGGAGACGAAGCUGCUGCCGCUGCCGCCGCUGCUAUGGUUGCCGGUGCUGCUGUGUAUCUCAACGAGGAAGAAGAGGAAGAAGAAGAUGAAGAUGAAGAGGAAAUAGAGAGAAAGGAAAGAGAAAAGAGAAAUAAAAAGAAGAAGAAGAACGAAUAUGGAAUUUCAGCACAGGAUGAGCAGUUGAUGAUGUUGACCAAAAAGUUAAUCGAAAUCCGUAGCAUAUUAAUGUCAAUUGACCACAAUGAAACAUUAAGGUUGCCUAGUAUUGUAGUCAUUGGAUCCCAAAGUUCGGGUAAAAGCUCAGUGUUGGAGGCAAUUGUAGGUCACGAAUUUCUUCCUAAAGGGAGCAACAUGGUUACACGAAGACCUAUUGAGUUAACAUUAAUCCACACCCCAAACAAUGACGAAGAAUACGGUGAAUUCCCUCAACUUGGACUCGGGAAAAUCUUUGAUUUCAAAAAAGUUCAAAAGACACUGAUCGAUAUGAAUUUGGCAGUUUCCGAAUCAGAGUGUGUGUCUGACAAGCCUAUCGAACUGCGCAUUUAUUCACCUAAUGUGCCCGACUUGACCUUGAUUGAUUUACCGGGAUAUAUUCAAAUAUCCAACCGCAACCAACCUGAAUCAUUAAAGAACAAAAUUGAAGAUUUAUGCGAAAAGUAUAUCCGUGGACCCAAUAUUAUCUUAGCCGUUUGUAGUGCCAAUGUCGAUUUAGCGAAUUCUCCUGCCUUGAAGGCCAGCAGAAAAUGGGAUCCUCUUGGCUUGCGUACGAUUGGUGUUAUCACCAAAAUGGAUCUUGUUUCACCUCAACAAGGCGCUGCUAUUCUCCGUAACGCUGAUUACCCUCUUCACCUGGGAUAUAUCGGUGUAGUUUGUAAAGCACCUGAAAAUGCCUCGAAUGUGAAUAUGACCCAUGCUUUGAUCAAGAGCGAAGAAGCAUAUUUUAGAUCGCACAACAUAUUCAAUCAACGUGACAUUCAAGUAGGUACUUCCACACUUCGACAUAAACUCAUGAAUGUUUUGGAACAAAGUAUGGGAAGAUCAUUAUAUAGCAUUGUAGAUGCUGUACAACGUGAAUUAGAAGAGGCAAGAUACCAAUUUAAGGUUCAAUACAACGACAGAAGAGUUACAGCAGAGUCUUAUGUGGCAGAAACGAUGGAUUGUUUAAAACAUGAUUUUAAGGAUUUUGCCAACAAUUUUGGAAAGCCUCAAGUACGUCAUGAAGUCAGAACCAUGUUAGAGCAAAAGGUACUUGACAUUUGUGCCGAGCAAUAUUGGUGCGAUGAGAAAAUUGCAGAGCUACCCAAGGCUGCACCCGAAGAUAUAUAUUGGCUUUACAAGGUCGAUUUUGCUUCAGCCGCCUUGACUAAGAGUGGCAUUGGUAGAUCCACUACCCAGCUUGUUGUGGAUGUUCUCAUGAGUAAUAUGGAAAGACUGGCCAACGCCGACUCUUUCAGUUACCAUCCUGAUACAAGACAACAAAUUAUGAACUUUACCAGUGAAAUUUUGAGAACCAAAUUUUUGGCUACCAGCGACCAAGUUGAAAAUACCAUCAAGCCAUACAAAUUCGAGGUCGAAAUCAAUGAUACCGAAUGGAAUGAAGGUGUAAAACGGUCGAUUAAUUUAUUAGAAAAGGAGCUCGAAAUGUGUGAUGAAAUGGGAGCUUCGAUUAAGAAUUCUGUUGGCAAGAAAAAGUUGAAAAGCGCCAUUAAUUACCUCCUGGAUUCCCAGAGAGAAGAAGCUCGUCGUCAAGAAAAGACCCGAAACUCUGAAUUCAACAACACCAAUGGGCAAUUGGGCCAUCAUGAUGACGAAGAAGAGGAGGAGGUUGUAAAGUCCUUUUACAAUCCCAAAUUAUUAGAGAAGGCAAAGGAUGCAAUCUAUUUGAGAGAUCGCGCCAUGAUUCUCAAGUACAGAAUCGCAGCUUUAAAAAGUAGACAAUGUAAAUCUUCUGAAAACAAACAGUAUUGCCCUGAGGCAUUUUUGAAUGUUAUUGCCGAAAAAUUGACGUAUACGGCUGUCAUGUUCAUCCAGGUCGAGUUAUUAAAUGAAUUCUUCUUUCAAUUCCCCCGUGAAGUUGAUAAUCGUUUAGUGUACGAGAUGGAUCGUAAACAAAUUCAACAAUUUGCUAGAGAAAACCCCCCUAUUCAAAAGCAUCUUGAGUUACAGGAACGUAAAACUAAAUUGGAAGAAGUGAUGGACAAGUUGAAUUAUCUUGUUAAAAGACAAGCUGAUAGACAAUCAUCAUCUUCUGCAAAUGGAAAAUCCUUCUAGAUAAUAACAAUCGAAAGAACAAAAAAAAAAAAAAAUUACUUCUUAAAAUAGUUUUACAUGUAAUAAUAAAUACCCCAUUCUCGUCAACCAA
Mucor mucedo is the source of this 2977-nucleotide messenger RNA. RefSeq names its product P-loop containing nucleoside triphosphate hydrolase protein. Gene Ontology annotation, cellular component: microtubule; membrane; cytoplasm. The transcript has 4 exons. NCBI's taxonomy places the organism in Eukaryota, Fungi, Mucoromycota, Mucoromycetes, Mucorales, Mucoraceae. The record is from RefSeq and is a predicted model, not a curated record. Gene Ontology annotation, molecular function: GTPase activity; microtubule binding; GTP binding. Bases 55 to 2886 code for a protein of 943 amino acids.